Amphiprion ocellaris (clown anemonefish) is the source of this 8565-nucleotide messenger RNA. RefSeq names its product trinucleotide repeat containing adaptor 6Ba (gene tnrc6ba). The transcript is spliced from 22 exons. Gene Ontology annotation, cellular component: P-body; nucleoplasm. The record is from RefSeq and is a predicted model, not a curated record. Gene Ontology annotation, molecular function: nucleic acid binding. NCBI's taxonomy places the organism in Eukaryota, Metazoa, Chordata, Actinopteri, Pomacentridae. Gene Ontology annotation, biological process: miRNA-mediated post-transcriptional gene silencing; positive regulation of nuclear-transcribed mRNA poly(A) tail shortening. The coding region runs from base 343 to 6723 and encodes 2126 amino acids.
CUGCCCAUUGGAGACGCUUCAUGCUGAGCAGCAAAAUGGCCGCCCGUCAACCGACUGACUCCACAGCGCUUUGAAAUUUAAAUUCUUCUGCACAUUAGGGUUUACACUAUUAUAACGUUAGUACUUACUUACAAACCAGUAGCUUGUUACGCGUGUUUUCAUCAUCUGCCAGUUACUUGACUAUCCGCUCAGGCGUCGCUGUUCUUGUAGCCUCGACGAAUGCCUCAAAAAGCUAAAAAAAAAAUCGCACUGAAGCACUUUAGCUAAGCUAGCUAGCACGUUAGCUUAUCUUCAUAUGUGAUUCCCGAGAAAAGAGGAGUAUCAGGACAGGAGCAGUAGUUCAUGGAAGACAAGAAAAGGAAAAAAGAAGAAAAAAGGAAAAGGGAAGCCUCUCAGAAGGUUACAGAGCAAAAAAACAAAGUGCCAGACUUGACCAAGCCGGCUUCUGCCCAGUCUCCUGCCACUCAGAGCAGCUCUGCCUCCCCCAGCCCUGGACCCACCCCCUCUGCCUCCCCAUCCCCAGCCACCUCAGGCCCUGGCAGUGCUGCCACCCCGUCACAGGGCGGCAACAAUGCCAAGCGCCUGGCAGUGGCCAACGGACAGUCCACCUCCACCACCAGUUCUUCCUCCACCGCUGGCGGCCCCAGUGCUGCUGGAACCGGCAGUACAAGUAGCGGAGGCGGAACUCAGGCGCCUCAGCAGCCACCACGCUACAUGCCGAGAGAAGUGCCGCCACGAUUCCGCUGCCAGCAGGACCAUAAAGUGCUACUGAAGAGGGGUCAGCCGCCACUGUCCUCCAUGCUGCUGGGAGGAGGGGGAGGAGGGGAUGGCCCCAAUGCAAACAUGGCUGCUGUCUCAGAUUCUGGCUCAACUGCCUCCUCAUUGGCCCUCACCUCAUCAUCAGUUGCUGCUUCUACUACUACUUCUAAUUAUGCAAAUUCCAUGUGGGGGGCAAGCUCAGGCAGCCAGGCCUCCUCUCAGGGCAGGGAGAAGGUGAUUGUUGAUGGCAACGACCUAGAGGAGUGGCCUAGUAUCGCUGGCAGUGAUGGAGGGGGCAGCGGCAACAACGGAAUGCCUGUGAAUAGCAUCAGUGCCUCUGGCAACCAAUCCUCACCCACUUCCUCGUUCUCUUUGCCCAAUGAAUGUAUGCAGUCGUCCAACAGUAUGGCGUGGGGGACGGCUGCCUCCCAGGGUCAUCUUGGAGGAGGUAAUGCAGUAGCUGCAGCUGGGCCUCUGCUACAACAGUCCUCCUUACUUUCCAAAGCCCCCACUGUGCCAGGGAGUCAUGAUGCCAGUGGCCCCGUUGAUGGCAGCAGUGGGAUUACAGGUGCCAAUUUCAGUCCAAAUGCCAACCCUUCGGCCUGGCCUGCCCUGGUGCAGCAGGAUGGCCCCGCUGCUGCAGGGGAAGGAGGUCUGUCUUCUUUCCAUCACCAGGGCCCUGGAGGGUCUGCCAACAACUCUGCUUCCCUGGGGCUGGGAGGUGGGGCAGUCGGGGUGCUGGGGGGUCACCCAUCUUUAUCUGUGAAUCAAUCAAGCGCCCAUCAGCACCAACUUCACCAAAUGCAAUCCAGAGACAGAGAGAUGGGAGGGGGAAAGUGGGACAGUGAAUCAGCGGGACCAAAAAUUGCAGGGGGGGAAGGGAUUGGGGGAGGAAUGGACCAUGGUGGAGGAGGCGGGAUUAAUGUGGGAGACCACAGCCUUGCCUCCUCAUGGAGAGGCCAGUCUUCUUACCCUGCAGCUAACUCAAAAACGGGUGCCUCAAGGACUGAUGGAUGGGAGGGCGGAGGAGGUGGCACAGGGGGAUUCAGAGCAGCAGAAGGAGAUAAUGGGACCUCGGGUUGGGGAUAUCCGAGUUCCACAAGUGGGGUUAAUGCUUGGGGCAGUGCUGGAAAUGGGGGAAACAGCAGUCAAACCGCCGGGGUAUCUCAGGGAGGGUGGGGGUUAUCAGGAGUAGGAGGGGAAAGAGGGGUUUCUGGUAGUGAUUGGGGUGGAAGCCCUCCUGGUAUUGGUGGACCUAAUCCUGGAGGUGAGGGAAUGGGUGGAGCCUGCAGCAGUAACAGCAGCAGUAGUGGAGGCAGCACAGCAGGCAACCCUCCAGCUGCUUCCUCCUCUUCCUCAACAGCCACCUCUACGACCAGAGCCUGGGACAAUCAGAAAGAAGAAGGUGAAACAGGGGAAUGGGGUGGUGGAAUAGGAGGGCAGGGAGAACGGGGAGGAUCUUCAUCCAGCGGUGGAAAUUCGAGAAGUGGGAGUGUGCCUAACAGCAGUCGUCCUCAUCGGCCGGCACCUAAUGCUGAAGCUGCCUUACAGAAUCUGCUCAGUAGGUCUGAUUUGGACCCUCGGGUCCUGUCCAACACAGGCUGGGGCCAAACACAAAUCAGACAGAACACAGCCUGGGAUGUUGAGGAAUGUGCAGGACAGAGUAAAGGUGGGUCCUCAUCAGCUACAUCGAAACACCCAUCUUCUCAUGGUGGUCCCACUCAGUAUUCUAGUGGACCUAGGACCCUAACCACUGAUUCUAUGGGUCCAGGGGUCAGUCCUUCCUUGGUUCCGUCUACUGGAUCCUCUGGAGAGGGCUGGGAGAGCAGCAGUAACAGUAGCAGUAGUGGGGCCUCUUUGUCUGGGAGAGCCCCACCACCUACAGGGCCCAACAUGAGGAAUCUUGGCGUCUCACAAUCUGGGCAAGUGACCACAACUGUACCUGGUAUGGGGUCAGGGGUAAUACCAGGGCCUAGCCAGCAGGGGAAGGCUACAGGUUGGGGUGGUGGAGUGCUAGGGGAUGGGGGUGGCCAGGAGGCCAAGGGCUGGGGGAAUGAGGAAUGGAGAGGCAGUAACAGGGGAGAAAAAAGAGGAGGAUGGGGUGAUCUUGGGCAACAAGGUGACCCUGUGAGUGGAGGCUGGGGAGGAAGUCAGGAGGAGAAAGGGACAGGGGGUUGGAAAGAAAUGGGUGGGAAUGAAGGAGGAAGUGGGUGGGGAUCAGAACAUAAGGUUGGGGCAGGUAAAGAUUGGGGAGAGCAAGAGUCCAAAUCAAAUAGUGGUGGAGGGGGAUGGGGAGAUGAGAGAAAAAAUGGAGGAGGACACUCAGGUGGGGAUUCAGGUGUGGGUGGUUGGGGAAGCUGGGACGACAGUGCUCCCCGGAGGACCUGGGGAGCAGGGGGCACAGGGGGAGGAGGGAGCGGAGGAGGGGGUAUUGGUGUUGUUGGGGGACUGGGGUCCAAACCCCAUCAAAGUUGGGGUGGAGGAAACAAAAUGCACCAGAUGCCAAACAGCCAGUCGGGCUCCAUCACAAGCCCACAGGCACAACUGCAACAGCAACAAUCACAGCCCCGCAAUCAGCAUCCACAGCUGCAGCAAGCGUUGGACCAAGGGGCUAUGCAAGGGGGCGGGGGGAGGAAACUCAUCUCUCAAGCCCAGAAUCAGAACCAAAGCUCAGGCUGGACCACGGGGCCCAUCCCUGGUGUCUCUGGAGGAGGUGGAAGUGGAUCUGAGCCAAGCGGCUGGGAGGAACCCUCGCCGCAGUCUAUAAGUAGGAAGAAUGAGAUAGACGAUGGAACAUCAGCAUGGGGAGACCCAACCCAUUACAACUACAAGCCGGUCAACCUGUGGGAUAAGAACAGUGGUCCUGCUGGCCAGCAGCCACAUGGCCAGGGUCAGGCCCAGCAGCAGCAACAACAGCAGCAGCAGCAGCAGCCGCCACCGCCGCAGGGACCUCCAAUACAGCAGCAACCUAGCAGGCAGGCUGCAGGGCCUGGAGGUAACCGAGACUUCAACACUGGCCAUGGACCUGGGAAAGCUUCAGCUAUGGGUCCAUCAGGCUGGGGGGGCACUUCUCCAGCUAGUCCUACAGUAGAUAAUGGCACAGCAGCUUGGGGAAAGCCUAGUGAUGCCCCUACAGGCUGGGGAGAACCUGACGAUGCUGCAGGGAAGACAUGCUGGGGAAACCCUUCUUCAAACUCCAUCAAAUCUGGUUCAAAGUCUAUGCAAGAUGGCUGGGGGGACAAAGAGAGCUCUGUGGCAGCCUCGCGCCACUCGAGCUGGGAGGAUGAGGAGGAAGGAGGCGGCAUGUGGAACAGCACUGGCUCCCAGGGAAGCGGCUCUUCUUGGGGACAGGGAAGCAAUGGGGGCUGGGGGCAGAGUCACACUGGAAAGAAGUCCAGCAACAAGGGUCCGCUGAAGGCUGGUGGGGGAGACUCCUGGAUGAGCCCCAUCAACAGACAGUUCUCUAACAUGGGGCUGCUGAAUGAUGAUCCCAGUAGCCCUAACAUCGACCUGGCUCCUGGUUCUGUCCAGGACAAGAAGAUGGAGGCAGAGAAAAGAGGCAUUGGAAUGAAUGAUUAUAAUGGAGAUAUGAGGAAGGGAGGAAGAGGAGGAGGAGGAGGAGGAGGGAUGGCCUAUCGUCCUCCUGGCUCCAAAGAAGCAGCACUUGGGGAUGCUGGGUCUUACUAUGACAAGACCUUGCCUUUGAUCAAUCAGGAUGGGUGCCUUGGGGAGGAGGGUCCUAGCUCUCUGUACUCACCACCCACUGUCUACAAGCCCCAUUCCCUCUUCAACCACUCUAUCCCCUUUAGACAAGGUGGUCACAGUAUCUUUGGCAGUAGUGGAGGAAUGGCCCAAUCAAGACAUCAGCCAAGUAUCCCACCCAUAAACCAGUCCCCAGGGAUACGAGCGCAAGUGCCUCAUCAGUUCCUGUCACCUCAGGUGCCAGGCUCUGUGCUGAAGCAGAUGCCCCCUCCCAGCGGGAGCGUGGGGGGUGUUGGUGGCGUGGGAGGAGUGGCAGGAGUCGGGGGAGGUGUGUUCCCUCCGCAGCUGUCCCCCCAGCAUAUUGCCAUGCUCAGCAGCAUCUACCCACCUCACAUCCAGUUUCAGCUGGCUUGCCAGCUCCUCCUCCAGCAGCAGCAGCAGCAGCCACAGCAACAGCAACAGCAGCUACUGCAAAACCAGAGGAAGUUCACACCAAACGUGCGGCAGCAGGCUGACCCUCAACAGCUGGCCAGGAUAAUGGCGGUGCUCCAACAGCAGAGGCAGCAACAGCAGGCCGGGGGUCUAGGCGGCAGCUCCAAACUCUCCCCCUCCCACCAUGGUGGAGGUGGCGGAGGGGGACCCAAACUGCCUGGGGCUGAUCCACUGCCCCACCCAGGCCUGGCAGGAUCUGUGGUUGACCUGCACCAGAAAAAUCUUGGACCAUAUUCCGGGUUUGGUUCUGGGGUGAACCUACCUGGUCUGGACCUGGGUGGCUCUGUGGUGGGGGGGCCUGGACCCAUGAAGGACCUAGGGAGUCAGCAGUCCCGUUUUAAAUGGAUGAUGGAAGGACACUGUUCUCCAGAUACUUCCUCACCAGAGAAUCCGUUCCACAAAAAUGGUCCUGUCACCCCCAUAAAGAUGCCAGGAGGCUCGCCCUACUCCCAGUACGACAUGAUGGUUGGAGAUGGGCUUGGUGACAACUGGCAUCGCACCCCAGGCAACAAGAUGGGUGCCAAGCCUACCAACACGCCGAGCUGGCCCCCUGAGUUCCAGCCUGGUGUGCCGUGGAAGGGAAUUGACCGUGUUGAUCCUGAGUCUGACCCUUACAUGACCCCAGGGAGCAUGAUGGGGAACACAGUGUCCCCUGGUCUCAAUGAUACAGAGCACCAGUUGUUACAAGACAAUACUGAUUCCACCCCUCCCCUCAACACCUUGCUGCCUUCACCUGGUGCCUGGCCCUACAGUGCCUCAGACAGUCCCCUCAACAACGCACACAACUCAGCAAAGUACACUUACUACAAGGCCAGCUGGCCCCCGGAGCCCAUAGGACACAAGUCUUGGAAAGCCAGCCGUGGCAGCAGCCAGACCCAGUUAUCCCGCCUACCUCCAGGCCUCGCCAGUCAAAAGCAGCCAUCGCCUUCCCCUUGGUCUGGAGGAGCCCCUCGACUGGCUGGCAGGGGCUGGGGCAGUGGCUCAAGCACCACUGGCUCGACCUGGAGUGAUGGCAGCUCUCGGGAAAGCUGCUGGUUGGUGCUCAGCAACCUCACACCACAGAUUGAUGGCUCCACUCUGAGAACCAUCUGCAUGCAGCAUGGUCCCUUGCUGACCUUUCACCUUGGCCUGACCCAGGGCACUGCUCUGAUUCGCUACGGCUCCAAACAGGAGGCAGCCAAGGCCCAGAGUGCACUCCACAUGUGUGUUCUCGGAAAUACCACCAUCUUGGCAGAGUUUAUGAGUGAAGAGGAUGUGGCUCGCUACAUUGCACAUUCCCAGGCAGGAGGAGCAGGGAGCGCAGGAAGUACAGCCAGCUCCACAGGCUCCGGGCCCUCCGCAACCUCUGCAGUUGGGGCUAACGGUAACGGAGGGAGCUGUGAGAGAGGCGGAGCAGGAGGCAGCAGUGCGGGAGGCGGAGUAGAAGGAGUCUCCACAGCCGGAGGAGCAGGAAGCGCAGGAGCCGGGUCUUCCAGCUCCGGGUGGCAAAGUCUGGACAGCACAGGCAGCUCAUCGGACCAGACUGCCACCCAAGGCCCCGGACUGGGCGUCUUCACCCAGUGGGGCAGCAACGGAGCCGGAGUGGGCGGGGUCGGAGGCGCGGAGGCCGGAAGGCAGGGUCUGUGGGGGGGAAUGGGCGGCAUGAGCGGGGCGGGGUACCCUAGCAGUAGCCUCUGGGGUUCUCCACCACUCGAGGAUCGUCACCAGAUGGGCAGCCCCGCCUCACUGCUGCCGGGGGACCUGCUGGGCGGGGGGGCCGACUCCAUCUGAGGGGCAGACUGACAGACGCACACAUUUUUACACCUCUGUUGUAACACAUACGUCACACACUGCUUUUAUUUACACGUAGCGAUGACGUGAAAUAAAGCUACACUGGUCACCUAACACAGAGACACUCAGCAGUCAACACAAGCUACAUGCACACAUUAUUGUCACACAUUCACAUGAAACCGCUUAACUUUAAAUGAAGACAACAGUAAAACUUGAACCAGGGGGAAAAAGGUGAAAUCCAUUAAACUCUUUAGGACUUAACUGGAUAGCUCUUUGUCUUUUUACUCCAAAUCCAACCAUCUGCAUUCAGAGACCCAAUCACUCAGGCAUGCACUGUAGACAGGCUCAGCUGGAGUCAUACAUGUCAACAAGUUUAGCUAUUGCUGUUUUUAGCGUGCCACUUCUUUUUUUUUUCCUUUUGUAUUACUAUUUAAUGGUCGAAUAUCAAAAUUCAAACUUGCAGACUGAGCCCUCGUAGACCUGGCUGGUGUACUUCUGAGUUCUUUUUGGAAGCUUGUAAAGAGGAUCUGGAUUGAAGGAGUUUGUAGAAAAUCUGGGGACAGCGCCACACUACUGAGUCAAAUGGAUGAUCAACAACGUUGCGGAAAAGGAGUCUUUUUAGUAGGUACUGACACAUCUGCCUUGGUGGAAACAUGCCAUCACUAUGGGACCCAGGGUGAAAAACAAACAAAACAAAAACAACAUUAGCCAAACUUGCACUAUAUGCCUCUGGGUUUGUUGUCGACAUCCUCCACAAAUCCCUCCAUUUCUGAAACCGAGCUACAACACAACUCCACAGGACGAUCAAACGUUCCAACAGCAGUGGCUUCGGCUAACACCCGGCAGCCGUCCACCCUCCAUGUCGACAGCAUCACACUUUCUCAUCAGCUCCACACUGCUCUUACAUUGGACAAGCAAAACUGUAUCUCCCUGUCGAUGUACGUCGGUCAUUUAUCAUUCUUUUUGUUUUCAAACAGAACGUGUGAAACUACGUGGAAAUCCAGAGAUGUCCUUUUUUUUGCCCUUCAAACACUGACCUCGCUAUUGUAUUUUUUUUCUUACUCGAGAAAUCAAGUUGGUUAUUAUCUAUUGUCAUGAUGUAAUGAUGACUAUGAUGACUUAUUUACUCGCUGUACAAGGUGCCCUCCUGCCUGCCUAUGUGUGCAUGAAAGGAGUGUUGACAGUUAGGACCGAAUGGAGGAGGAUGUGAUGAAGAUAUCGGGAGUGUCUGUGUUAUUUGCUACUAUGUUGAAUGUUUUAUUUUUCUUUUCUUGUCCAUGAGAGAUUCAUGAGAACUGUUUGUGUGUGUCUGCAUUUGUGUGUGCGCGUGUCUGUAUGCUUGCUCUGAACAGUGAAUCGACGUUAAUCUGAUGGCUUGCAUUCGAGAGAAAGAAUGUGCGGAUGUAUACACACGUUUGCACGCUCGACUGGAUAUUGUGAUAGCUAAAAAGUUCAAAAACAUUGGCACUAUUACAUAUGUCUCUUAAGUUGUGUUUUUUUAGCAGCAUUUUGUUCCUGUUUGUGUUUUUUUUUUUCUGUCAAAUGCAAUAAGAGAAUGAUAUUUUGUUUUUAAAAACGAAGCAACCAACUGAAGGCAUUUCGGUUAAAAUGCCACACCCUACCACACCAAGCUGAGCUGGAACAGUGUUUUACAGACACGUUAAAGACAUUACCUGUUAUGUUUUACUGUGUUUCCUUUUGUUAUUAUGUAUCAGUUUAAAUUAAGUCAGUCUUUAUUAUCACUCCUGUUCAGGAUGUUUUCAUUUAUUUCAGAUGUUACAAAAAAAGGAGAGGAAAUUAAUUUAAAGCAGGAAAGAACAAGAUAAUAAAGGUUGAAUUGAA